This is a messenger RNA of Meloidogyne enterolobii, 1131 nucleotides long. Lineage: Eukaryota; Metazoa; Nematoda; Chromadorea; Rhabditida; Meloidogynidae. The record is from the annotation of a GenBank genome assembly.
AUGCUGUUUCGUUACAACCAAAAUUUGGUUCCUGUCUCUAUAUUUCUGUUGUUUGUUGAAUGCAUGGUGGUCAAUUGUGAUUUAGUUGGGCAUGGAGGACAUUGGCUGAUCAACAACACAAUUGAAAAAGUGAGGGGAAAUACAAAGAUUGCCGAAAAUCCAGAUGAUCUUAAGCUGUAUAAAGAAUUGGAGGGCUCAUGUGAUGUUGAAAUGGUUGAAGGAAAUAUUAAAAUCUGGUACCAAAAAAAUUCAGCUACAACAAAAGAAGGAUGUUCAAUAGAUUUGGUAACAACAAACGUUGGCCAGCUUUCUCUGAAAUUUGGUAUUUGGCACAAAAGCGGUCUAACCGAAUGUUUGGGAGAUACAGGAAAAAUUGUAAAAUCACAAAUGGAAAAUCAUACAGCAGUUGCCGAUAAUAUGUUGCCUUUCUCUUUCAGUCUAAAAAAAGAAGAAUUUGACAAUUUAAAAAAAGAACCAAAUUACGGUAUAAACGAUUAUUGCGAAAAUUUAAAAGUGUGCCAAAUGACUGACAGUAAAUGCUUGAAGGUGGCUGAUUAUUCUGUUGCUUGGGCGAGAACAAAGGAUUACGUGUCUAACUUUGUUCUUUUAAUUGGGGACGGAGCAACAGAACCAUGUCUUAGUAACGAGAGGCAUUCUACAGUAGAAACAUCUUUUGAUUUGUUACUCAACGAAAACCUUUUUGGAAUUGAAGAUUGUAAUUCAAAACUUGCCUUGUCUUGCAGCAAAAAGGAAAAUAUUCGAAAGCCGGAAGAGUGGGAAAUUGUGGAUGAGACAUACAAGAAGACUUACUCAGAAAUUGGCUUUAAAUUUCUUUUUACUUUUCACAUUUUACCGUUAACUGCAAUGAGAAAAAGCAUUCAAAAAUUUUGGACUUCAUGUGAUUCUAAUGAGGGAAUUUGUGCUGACGAUGAAAAAUUUCAAAAAUGCGACAAAAUGUUUAUUGAAUUUGAUAAAGAAAACUUCAAAAUGCUUGUUAGUACAGAAGAAAAUAAUGAAAACAAAACAGGCGACAAUUCAAAAAUUAAAAAAGAAAAUUUUAUGGGUGAAGAAGAUUCGGGGAUCAAAACCUCAACAAUUAUACUUAUUAUUAUUGGUGUUACUAUAGUGUAA